Aspergillus piperis CBS 112811 is the source of this 1394-nucleotide messenger RNA. RefSeq names its product bifunctional triacylglycerol lipase/ester hydrolase. The transcript is spliced from 4 exons. Gene Ontology annotation, molecular function: lipase activity. The coding region runs from base 89 to 1249 and encodes 386 amino acids. Gene Ontology annotation, biological process: lipid storage. Gene Ontology annotation, cellular component: lipid droplet. Lineage: Eukaryota; Fungi; Ascomycota; Eurotiomycetes; Eurotiales; Aspergillaceae. The record is from RefSeq and is a predicted model, not a curated record.
GGCCAACUCAAUAUCUACUUACAUCUAUUCUCCCCUAAUCGCAAGUAACUACAGAGUAGGCUACACCCCCGCAUUGUGCAGACAGGCCAUGGCCCCUUCAAUGCAACCCCAUGUCACCCCCGACAGCUUCUUCCACACAACCUCGCCGCCACGACCAACACUACCUACCAAUCCACCCCCAGCCCCAAUUCUAGUCUAUUUUAUAUCCGGAAACCCAGGUCUCAUCUCCUACUACUAUCCCUUCUUCACCUUCCUAUCCGACAAACUCCAAUCCCUCAGCAGCAGCAGCAGCAAACAGAAAAAACCCCACCAUCAAUUCUACAUCCACGGCCACAGCCUAGCAGGCUUCGAAGUCCAGCCUCAGUCUCCCCUUCCCACGCAUUACCACAAUGUGGAAGACCAGAUCCAGUUCAUCCAGCACAAGCUCGACUCCUUCGUGCAAGCCACUACUACUGCGCAAUCAUCUAGGACCGUUAGGCGGCCCCGCGUCAUAAUCAUGGGCCAUUCCGUGGGCACCUACAUCGCCAUGGAAGUGAUCCGGCGCCAUCGCGAGCGCCAAACAUCUGCCCACGCCAAUACCACUUCUACUACUGACUUCGGCAUCAUCGGCGGCGUGAUGCUCUUCCCGACUGUCAUGGAUAUAGCCAGUUCUCCCUCGGGGAAGAAGUUGACUACUCUAUUAUCACUCAUCCCCCACCUGGCACUAAUCGUCUCCAUUUUUGCCCGCUUCCUCACCACCCUCCUCCCAGACUUCGCUCUCCGUGCCCUAAUCAAACUCUUCAUGGCCGAUCCGCCAUCCCAGGCUGUCGAUACUACCUGCGCUUUCUUGAAGAGUAAGACAGGCGUGAGGCAGGCUUUACACAUGGCCGCUGAUGAAAUGCGCACCAUCACGACGGAUAAAUGGAGUGAUGAUGUCUGGGGAAUAGCGUCCUCCUCCUCCUCCUCCUCCUCCUCCUCCUCCUCCUCCCCCUCUUCCUCUGGAGGAAAUACAGACGACGACAAGGUGCAUAAUGAUGAUACUGACUCAACUUCUCGGAUGUUCUUCUACUUUGGACGGAAUGAUCACUGGGUUGCGGAGAAGACGAGGGAGGAGAUUAUCCAGGCUAAGGCUAAGAGUAGUAGUAGUAUGGUGGGGGGUCCGACUAUGGUGGUUUGUGAGGAUGGGUUGCCGCAUGCGUUUUGUUUACGUCAUAGUGAAGUUACGGCGGGGAAGGUUGCGGGGAUGGUUAUGGAUAUUGUUGAUGGUUGAUGGUUGAAGGUAGUGGUUGGUCUAUGUGACGGGGGAAUGGUGUAGAUAUUUAGAGGGUUUCUGAAUAUGUAUAUUGCUAUAGAAGGAUGAAUUAUGGGUAUCUAACGUGUCUAACAUCUGGAAGGCGAAACAAAAGACAACGGCA